AUGGGUGUGUCAUUGCAAGCGAGUGAAGGCAGUGAGGAGGACGACAGGAGCUCGUUCGGCCGUCGUAUGAGUAAUGAGCAAAUUGCUGCGUAUCGCGACCAGUUGAGUAGACGUAAUUGGCGUCCUCAGCAAAGUGCGGUAACGGUGAUAAGUGAGGAAACGGAGAGUUCAAAUGUGCCAGGAGAGCAUGGGGAAGAGACGCGAGACAGUAUCAGCAUCCAUUUGAAGGAGUUGGUGCGUCAGAGUACAAGUGACUUACGUUCAGCGACUCAUUCGGCGGAGCGUGCUCCACCGUCGACGAACUCGAAGCAAAAGUGGAACACACUUUCCGUGACUUCUGCACACGCAGACCACUUCAGCGAGGCCGACUACGCAGGCAUUGUGCCCACUGUACCGGCACCUCCCGUCACCCCAGUCAGUGCAAAGGACACGUGCAUCUUCCCGGUGGACGUACCCAGCAGACAACAUGAUGCCAGGCCGUAUGAUGCCAAGUCGUACGAGGCCAAGUUGUAUGAUGCCAAGUCGGUCGAGGCAAAGUCGCAAGACGGUAGUAAAGUUCAGGACACCCGUCUCCAGGACCCAAGACUGCACGACACAAGGCUGCACGAAUUGACUACCGACGGCCGCAGCUCCAAGGGAAGCUACAUAGGACUGUUACCACCCAAGCAGUAUACCCGGCUUGUAUUGCCAAGUGACGAACUUGCCCUGCGUGCGUCACGGAGCGAAGAAAAUGUUCGCGCUGUUAAAAUGAUUUCCAGCGCGCUUAUGCUCCGGUCCGAAUUCGUCGAGCCUUAUCGCUAUUACGACUCGCCCUGUGUCCUCCCUCCCGUUACACACGCCAGUGACCCCUGGGGCUCUCGCGAACCACGUUUCUGUCCUGAAAACGCACCUGUCCUUGAAAACCUACGAGGCUACGUCACCAUCGAAGGCGGCGUUGUCCGUGUCUAUACUGACCUGUGUCCCGAAAGUACACCCCGCUCCCGAGGGGAGACCCGACCUGACUUUGGUCCCGUGCAUGGAGAGGCAAAUGAUGGAGAGGUAAAUGAUGGAGAGGUAAAUGAUGGAGAGGUAAAGGAUGGAGAGGUAAAGGAUGGAGAGGGAAUCGAGGCAGAGAAAAAAGACGGAGGAAGAAACGAUGGACUUAUCACGGACGACGUGGCAAGCAAGACGGUUCAGGUACCUGAGACUGAGAGCGACGACGUUGGGGCGGCUCAGACUGACGGUUCAGCGGAGCGCCACGCGUCGGUGAUUGCGGAGCCCGCCAGUCAGUCGUCCAUGUCGUUCGCGACACCUGUGGGCGAGACGCCUGUGGGGGAGCCGGAACAGGUGCAGAACGGGGAGAAGGUCCGUUCACCGAUCGCUAUUAGCGUGACGCACCACAAGGACGACGGUCAAGUGGAGGUUUUGGACAGUGGCUGGUACGGCGACGAGUUUGUAAGAAAGGAAGCAGGUUGUGGCGGUAAGUGUGAUCCUAAGUGUGGUCCGAUGUCUGCUCCUGGGUCUCGGUCUAGACGUUUGGAAGAGGGGGUUCGAGGUGAUACCGACGUGACGCCGACAGUGUGUAGUGGUCGGGGUCCGGAGUUGCCAUUGGUGGCAGGUGGCAGUGGUGAAGAGUACAAGUCAAUAAUUGAAUUGACGGGUGGUCAUUUACCAUCAGUGGAUGAAUACUUGAUGCAUCUGAAGCAAUUGAUGAAGGUAGUUCAGGAUCCAGCAUGCAAAAGUGUUUGUUAUCAGAGAUUGAAAUAUUUGGAAGAGAAGUUCAGUUUUCAUCUUCUGUUUAAUGGACCGGAUGAGCAAGAGGAAGUACGGAAUAAUAACCAUCGUGACUUUUAUAAUGUGCGAAAAGUGGACACACACGUGCACCAUUCGGCUUGCAUGACACAGAAACAUCUGUUACGGUUUAUUCGUCGUAAAUAUCGAACGGCGGCGGAUGAGGUAGUAUGUAAGACAGCUGGUGGUGAGGAGUUGACAUUGCGUAAGUUAUUUGAGGAGCAGAUAGGAUUAACGGCAUGGGAGACAUCUAUUGAUCAUUUGGAUGUUCAUGCGAUGAACUCUUGUUUCCAUCGGUUUGAUUUGUUCAAUUCGAAGUAUAACCCAUUUGGAGCGGCUAUGUUGCGAGAGGUAUUUCUGAAAACGGAUAAUUUUAUUGGUGGUCGAUAUUUAGCGGAAUUGACUCAAGAGGUUAUUGAGGAUUUGGAGGCGGCUAAAUAUCAGCAAGUGGAGUGGCGCGUAUCAAUUUAUGGGCAUAGUCCGAAUGAGUGGGUAAAGCUUGCACGUUGGAUGUUGAAUAAUAAGUUGCAUAGCAAACGCGUGCGUUGGGUUAUCCAGGUACCACGUCUGUAUCAUGUUUACCGGGCUCGUAAUAAGGUGAAGUCGAUGGAAGGGUUUUUGUCUAAUGUGUUCCGACCGGUUAUAGAGGCAGUUCUCAAGCCUAGAGAUCAUCCUGAAAUCUUUGAAAUGUUGCGACAAACUGUAGCGUGGGAUAGUGUAGAUGAUGAAAGUGUCGUAAGCAAAUUCACCAUGGCAGGAGGUGAACUACCUGAUCCUAAAGAUUGGGUUCAUGAAGACAAUCCACCCUACGCCUACUGGGCCUACUACAUGUACGCUAACAUACGUACGCUUAAUGUACUCCUUCAAGCAAGGGGUCUCAAUCCCAUGCCCUUCCGCCCCCACUGUGGUGAAGCCGGGAGCAUCAGCCAUCUUGCCAGCGCCGGACUCCUCGCUGAUGGUAUCAAUCACGGUAUCAUGCUCCGCAAAUCACCCGUCCUUCAGUACCUAUACUACUGCUGGCAAAUCGGCCUCGCCAUGUCACCCCUCAGCAAUAACGCCCUAUUCCACGAAAUCACCAAGUCACCCUUCGUUACCUUCUUCAAAAUCGGACUCAAUGUCAGUCUCUCCUCUGACGACCCACUCAUGUUCCAUUUCACUGAUGAGGCCCUUCUAGAAGAAUACUCAGUCUGCGCCCAUCUCUGGAAACUCUCACCCGUAGACCUCUGCGAAGUCGCCAGAAAUUCCGUCCUACAAUCCAACUUCGAACCCCAGUUCAAACGACACUGGAUUGGUGCUCAUUACCUCAAAAAGGGCGCUAAGGGCAACGACAUUCGCGCCACCAACGUCCCUGGCAUACGUCUCGCCUACCGAGAAGAGGCUCUCAAGGAAGAACUCAAAUACCUCAGAGAUGUCGUCAUGGUGACGACAAAUUAG
Messenger RNA from Gregarina niphandrodes, 3204 nucleotides. RefSeq names its product AMP deaminase. Gene Ontology annotation, molecular function: AMP deaminase activity. Lineage: Eukaryota; Apicomplexa; Conoidasida; Eugregarinorida; Gregarinidae. The transcript has a single exon. Bases 1 to 3204 code for a protein of 1067 amino acids. Gene Ontology annotation, biological process: AMP metabolic process; IMP salvage. The record is from RefSeq and is a predicted model, not a curated record. Gene Ontology annotation, cellular component: cytosol.